Melozone crissalis (California towhee) is the source of this 2741-nucleotide messenger RNA. It is a transcript of the gene MTHFD1L, whose product is annotated as methylenetetrahydrofolate dehydrogenase (NADP+ dependent) 1 like. Gene Ontology annotation, molecular function: methylenetetrahydrofolate dehydrogenase (NADP+) activity; ATP binding; formate-tetrahydrofolate ligase activity. Gene Ontology annotation, cellular component: mitochondrion; cytosol. Bases 1 to 2736 code for a protein of 911 amino acids. Gene Ontology annotation, biological process: tetrahydrofolate interconversion. The transcript has 26 exons. The record is from RefSeq and is a predicted model, not a curated record. Lineage: Eukaryota; Metazoa; Chordata; Aves; Passeriformes; Passerellidae.
AUGUUAGGAGGAUUUAUUUUGUUAAAGAUUUGCUUGUCACUGUGUUGCAGCAAAGUUACUGACAAUGCAAAGAAUUCCUUGGCCUCUCUUAAGAGAAAAAACCCCCGGCUUGAGCCAACGCUUGCCAUUAUUCAGGCACAUAAUGACCAGUUGACUCAAGAAGCAAACAAGAACUUGGCCAAAGAGAUUGGUCUACAUGUUAUUCACAUCUGUCUUCCUGAAGGCAGCACCAAAGAUGAGAUUGUCAGUGAAAUCUUGAGGCUCAAUGAGGAUCCUAACGUGCAGGGCCUUGCUCUUGACCUCCCAGAAAGCUUAUGCAGCAGUAAGGUAUUAAAUGCUGUGAAACCAGAAAAGGAUGUGGAUGGAUUAUCCAGUGUAAACCUAGGACGUUUGGUACAUGGUGAUGUCUGUGACUGUCUGGUUCCUCCUACAGUGUGUGCUGUGAUGGAGCUUCUUGAAGAUAUAGGUGGGAAGAAGGUGCUGCUGGUGGGGACACACGGGGCAGAAGGAGCUGCCCUGCAGAGCGUGCUGCAGCGCCAGGGAGCCGCCGUGCUCAGCUGCCACUGGGGAGCCCCACAGCUGCAGAGUGAGCUCCGUCACGCAGACGCGGUGGUGUUCGGCAGCACGAAACCCCACGGUGUUCCUGUGAGCUGCACAAAGCCUGGGGCCACCAUCAUCAACUGUGCUCGUGAUCCUCUGCCAGAGAAACACAGCUAUGGUCAGCAGAACAACCCUGCUGCUGAAAAGACUGUUGGUUCUCUUGCAGUAGCAAUGAGAAUGCAGAACAUGGUAAAAAACAUGGAGCGAUGGAUCCAGUCCCAGCAGUACAGGAAGUGGGACCUCCACAGCUUGAAACUGCAGCCUGUCUCCCCAGUGCCCAGUGAUAUUGAGAUUUCCCGAGCACAGAGUCCAAAAGCUGUUGAUGUACUUGCCAAGGAGAUAGGAUUGCUUACAGAUGAAAUUGAGAUCUAUGGCCAAACCAAAGCCAAAGUACGUUUGUCCCUGCUGGAAAGGUUAAAGGAUCAACCAGAUGGAAAAUAUGUUCUAGUUGCUGGAAUAACCCCUACACCCCUAGGAGAGGGGAAAAGCACAGUCACAGUUGGUCUCGUUCAGGCGCUUACUGCCCACCUUAACAUUAAUUCCUUUGCUUGUCUGAGACAACCUUCUCAAGGACCUACUUUUGGAGUGAAAGGUGGAGCAGCUGGAGGUGGAUAUGCUCAAGUGAUCCCCAUGGAGGAGUUCAAUCUUCAUUUGACUGGAGAUAUUCAUGCUAUAACUGCUGCAAAUAAUUUGCUGGCUGCUGCUAUUGAUGCUAGGAUCUUGCAUGAGAAUACUCAAUCUGAUAAGUCUUUGUAUACCAGGCUGGUUCCGGUGGUUAAUGGCGUGAGAGGAUUUUCUGCUAUUCAGCUUGCCCGCCUGAGAAGGCUGGGAAUAAACAAGACUGAUCCUAAGACUUUAACAGAAGAGGAGAUCACCAAAUUUGUACGCCUUGAUAUUGACCCAUCCACCAUAACAUGGCAAAGAGUGGUGGACACAAAUGACAGAUUCCUGCGCAGAAUAACAGUUGGGCAGGCAAGCACAGAGAAGGGAUUUGUCCGUCAGGCUCAGUUUGAUAUUGCUGUUGCAAGUGAGAUUAUGGCCAUCCUGGCACUUACCACCAGCCUUCAAGAUAUGAAAGAAAGACUGGGGAGAAUGGUGGUGGCUAAUGACAAGAAAGGACAACCAGUAACAGCAGAGGAUUUGGGAGUAACUGGUGCUUUGGCAGUUUUGAUGAAAGAUGCAAUUAAGCCCACGCUAAUGCAGACAUUAGAGGGAACACCAGUAUUUGUUCACGCUGGACCUUUUGCUAACAUUGCACAUGGAAAUUCUUCUGUUUUGGCAGAUAAAAUUGCUCUUAAAUUAGUUGGAGAGAAAGGAUUUGUAGUAACUGAAGCUGGCUUUGGUGCUGACAUUGGGAUGGAGAAAUUCUUCAACAUCAAAUGCAGAGCGUCUGGCUUGGUUCCCAGUGUGGUUGUACUUGUUGCUACAGUGAGGGCUUUGAAGAUGCAUGGAGGUGGGCCAAAUGUAACUGCUGGUGCCCCCUUGAAGAAAGAAUACACAGAAGAGAACCUCCAGCUGGUAGCUGAUGGCUGCUGUAAUCUACAGAAACAGAUUCAAAUUACUCAGCUCUUUGGAGUUCCUGUUGUGGUUGCUCUAAAUGUCUUCAAAACUGACUCUCCAGCUGAGAUUGAUCUGGUGUGUAAGAUUGCAAAGGAGUCUGGAGCAUUUGAUGCUGUACCCUGCCAUCACUGGUCAGCUGGUGGUAAAGGAGCAGUAAAAUUAGCUCAAGCUGUGGAAAAGGCAGCCAAUCAAAAAAACAGUUUCAAAUAUCUCUACAGCUUGGAGCUUCCUAUUGUUGAAAAAAUAAGGAUCAUUGCUCAGAAGGUGUAUGGAGCUCAGGAUAUCGAGUUGUCUCCUGCUGCCCAGUCUCAAGUUGAUCGUUACACCCGGCAGGGAUUUGGAAAUCUUCCCAUUUGCAUGGCAAAAACUCACCUAUCCCUCUCCCAUCAGCCUGAGAGGAAGGGUGUUCCCACUGGAUUCAUUUUGCCGAUUAGUGAUGUGCGAGCCAGCAUUGGAGCUGGAUUCAUCUACCCUCUGGUAGGAACGAUGAGCACCAUGCCAGGACUGCCCACAAGGCCAUGCUUCUAUGACAUUGACCUUGACCCCAUCACAGAGCAAGUGAAAGGAUUGUUUUGAGAGUG